Messenger RNA from Pneumocystis carinii B80, 603 nucleotides. Its product is annotated as peptidyl-tRNA hydrolase. NCBI's taxonomy places the organism in Eukaryota, Fungi, Ascomycota, Pneumocystomycetes, Pneumocystales, Pneumocystaceae. Gene Ontology annotation, cellular component: cytosol; mitochondrion. The record is from RefSeq and is a predicted model, not a curated record. The transcript has 3 exons. Bases 22 to 558 code for a protein of 178 amino acids. Gene Ontology annotation, molecular function: peptidyl-tRNA hydrolase activity.
CAAAGAUAAACAAGUAAAAAAAUGAAAAACAUAAUUAUAUCAUCAAUGUCAUGUAUAUUUUUCUUUGUAGCAGGAUAUUACAGUAGAUCCUUCUCUAUCCUUCAUCUAAGAAGACUUGUAUUGAAAUUUUUAUCCGAGAGAGAAAAUAUACAAAAACUGUUUAAUAAAAAGAUUCCCUGUUUAAAAAUUAGUGAAGAAUAUAAUGAAGAAUACAAACUUGUAUUAGUUGUUAGAACUGAUCUAAAAAUGGGUAAAGGAAAAGUGGCAUCGCAAUGCUCACAUGCAGCUGUUUCAUGCUACAAAAAAAUGAUGUGCCAAAAUCCAAAGAUAAUUGAGUAUUGGGAAUUACAUGGACAACCAAAAAUCGUAUUGCAAGCAGAAACAAAAGCUGAAUUGGAAAAGUUAUAUGCCCAUGCAAAGUUAUUAGGUAUAAUUUCAUGUAUUAUUCAUGAUGCUGGUAGAACCCAAGUUGAGCCGAAUUCUGUAACAGUAAUUGGUAUUGGUCCUGCACCCAAAUCAACCAUUGACCAAGUUACGGGAUAUUUAAAAUUAUAUUAAACAUUGUAGAUAAUGUUUUGAUAAAAUAGUGUUAUUUUUGAAUUC